GUUUCGUGCUUUAUCUUAUUCUUAAAUAGUGCGUGUUUGGUAGCACUAGCACUUCCGAAUAAUGGGUGAGCAUUGGCAUUUGAAAUACUUUUUAAUUGCUAUUAUUUUAAAGUAUAGCAAUGGAUAUAGAGAUGGAUGUAACCGGUUCGUUGCUAAAAAUGUGGGUUCACUCAACGCUACCUUCCUGAGCUCUUUGAUAGACCCAAUUAAAGAUAAGAUUCCAGUUUUCAACGAGAAGACGGUACCGAAUCUUCCUGAAAUAAUAGACGACUUCAACGAGGGAACCAGUAGCGAAGAUAUAUUUCUCAAUAUCACGCAGAUUUUGACGAAAUAUGGAUAUGAAUCGGAGCAACAUACUGUGCAAACUAGUGAUGGCUAUCUGUUAGAUAUCUUCCGUAUUCCGGGUAAGGGUCCCGUCGUGUUUAUAAUGCAUGGGAUAUUGUGUAGUUCCGAUUCAUUCACCUCCACUGGCCCUGCGAUAGGGUUGCCUUACCUGCUAGCGGACCUCGGGUACGACGUGUGGAUCGGCAACGCCCGCGGCACUGAGCACGGCCGGCGACACGUCACCCUCUCCCCAGACUGCAAAGAGUUCUGGCAAUUCUCCUGGGACGAAAUAGGAAGGUAUGAUGUACCCGCUUCCAUAGACUACAUAUUGGAUAAAACGAAACAGAAAAAACUGGCUUACAUCGGCCAUUCUCAAGGCACGACGACAUACUUCGUGAUGACUUCCGAAUUUCCAGAAUAUAAUAAUAAAAUAUCGGUAAUGAUAGCCCUGUCGCCAGUAUCGUACCUAAGUCACACGCAGAAUCCUAUACUGCCCUUAUUAUCUAGGCCGAUAGCUGUCGAAGAUGCGCUGUUGUCAGCCAUCGGUUUGUACGAAUUUUUCCCACGUAACCCACUCACGUCUGCUCUGACAACCAUAGCGUGCGGGACAGAGGUGACGGCGACUAUAUUCUGCAACAAUCUGGCGUUUCUUUUUGUUGGAGCAGAUUAUGGUCAAAUUAACGCUCGAAUCUUGCCGGCGUUCUACGGACAUUAUCCGGCGGGAUGCGGCACGCUGCAAUUAAUACAUUUCGCUCAAUUAAUUAAUACUGGGAGAUUUUGCCAAAUGGAUCACGGCACGUUUGAGAAUUUAGCUAGAUAUGGCACUGCGCGACCACCAGAUUAUCGUCUGGAGAAAAUAACCAGUAAAAUUGUAGUUUUCACCUCUGACAACGAUGUUAUCUUUUCUGCGCCUGCGGAUAGGGAGAAGCUCAUCGCCAGGCUGCCAAAUGUUGUGGAACAAUACAGAGUGCCAUACGCUAAGUUUGCGCACAUGGACUACCUCUUCGCAAGGGAUGUAAGGGAACUAGCUUAUGAUAAAAUAGUGGAAGUGUUAUCUGACUAUGCCUAGUGAUUUUAUCGCCGCUGUCUUCGAUAUAGUUAUAUAUGUCUAUAUACUUAUAAAGUUAUACUAUACAUAAACCUAUGCCUAGUGAUUUUAUCGCUGUUUUCGAUAUAGUUAUAUAUGUAUAUAUAGGUACUUAUAAAAUUAUACUAUACAUAAACGUG
Plodia interpunctella (Indianmeal moth) is the source of this 1551-nucleotide messenger RNA. RefSeq names its product lipase 3-like. Gene Ontology annotation, molecular function: hydrolase activity, acting on ester bonds. The record is from RefSeq and is a predicted model, not a curated record. Gene Ontology annotation, biological process: lipid metabolic process. NCBI's taxonomy places the organism in Eukaryota, Metazoa, Arthropoda, Insecta, Lepidoptera, Pyralidae. Bases 62 to 1393 code for a protein of 443 amino acids. The transcript has a single exon.